AUGUCUGCCAACGAGAGUUCCUCCAGUACUGUUUAUGGUGAAAUGGCUAUAUUGGUCAUCAACGGCGACUCUUAUACCUUUAUCCCCGAGUGGGAUCACUUCACAACCAUCAAACACCGGCUUCUUGUGAUUAUUCAUGUCGCACGUCAUGUCCUUUCCACGGUGUCUAGUUUUUCCAUCCUCCCAUCAGUCCAAAACAGCACCGUUGAAGGAUUCUGGCCGGAAUUUAUAUUCCAAGGCUCCUGGCAUAUUGAUGCUGUGGAUAAUGUCUAUAGACUGAACAUUCAUAUUCCAAUCAACUCUUCGCCUGCAUGGAUUCAGGGGUAUUCAGAUGAAGGAUAUGAGUCUGAUAAUGAGGUCUAA
Messenger RNA from Stereum hirsutum FP-91666 SS1, 363 nucleotides. RefSeq lists its product as uncharacterized. Lineage: Eukaryota; Fungi; Basidiomycota; Agaricomycetes; Russulales; Stereaceae. Bases 1 to 363 code for a protein of 120 amino acids. The transcript has 4 exons. The record is from RefSeq and is a predicted model, not a curated record.